Megachile rotundata (alfalfa leafcutting bee) is the source of this 1511-nucleotide messenger RNA. RefSeq lists its product as uncharacterized. Gene Ontology annotation, biological process: mitochondrial respiratory chain complex IV assembly. Gene Ontology annotation, cellular component: mitochondrial intermembrane space. The record is from RefSeq and is a predicted model, not a curated record. Lineage: Eukaryota; Metazoa; Arthropoda; Insecta; Hymenoptera; Megachilidae.
UAUUCAAAAUGAUUAAUUGAAGUACAUAUUAAUUAAGUGUAUACAUUUGAUAUGUAUAUUUAAAAGAACAUUAUCGUCGGAUCAUAUCUAAUGACAAGCUUUCAUUCAUUCUAUGCGUAUCGGUUGCUGGUUACGAUUGGUUCAGUACACUCUGUUACCCAAAUUAAUGCACAUGCGCCCGAGAGCUCAUUUGAUUUCAACAUGACCAUUCGUUUAACUUCUCAACAGCAAAAUGUUGAAGAUCCAGUUGAAAAAAUGUUAGAAAAAACUGGCUGUAUGGAACUUCAUUAUCAAGUUCAAGAGUGUAUAGCAGAAACUCAAGAUUGGAGGAAGUGUCAACAGCAAGUAAAAAGAUUUAAAAUAUGCAUGGAUAAAUAUCAAAGAGAAAGAGAAAAGUCAUACGCAUCUUAGUAAAUAUGUCUGUGAUAAUAAAUUUUAUAAAACGUAUAUUCAUUUAUCCUGUAAAGUAUUCUGCGAAUGAACAUUUUAAAAUGGUACUUGUUGUGAGGUCAGAUAUAGUUAUGGGAAAAGGUAAAAUUGCGGCGCAAUGUGCUCAUGCUGCAGUAGAAUGUUAUCGUCAAGCAUCGUGUAAUACAAAAUAUGAACACGUGUUUAAUUCUUGGUUAUUACAAGGUCAACCAAAAGUUGUUCUAAAAAUAUGUAACGAAGGAGAAUUAAUGUCGUUAGCUCGCAGUGCUCGUAAAGCUGGUCUUAUUAUUUCUAUAAUACAAGAUGCGGGUAAAACACAAUUAUUGCCUGGCACAGUUUCUACGCUUGGAAUUGGACCAGGUCCAAAACAAGCCAUAGAUGAGCUAACCUCGAGUUUAAAACUCUUGUAAGCUUUGAUACCAGUAAUUUUAUCUGAUAAAAAAAUGUCCUUUCUAUUCAAUAUUUUUAAAGAACGAAUUAAUCCGUAAUACUUAAAUAAAUUAGUAUUUUAUUAGAAACAUCACAAUUUAUGUUUAUUGAUGCUUUAUUAUGUUGAUUGAUCCUUUCUUUAUUUUUUCACUGACACCGUACAUACAAUACCAAGAAAACGUGUUUUUAAAAUAUUAAUUCUUCAAUUUUAUGUAUUAAAACAUAUAAUAUUGCUUUACUUUAAAAAACGUGUUGGUAUUUUUUUCCAUUUUGCGAUGUAACAUUCAUAAAAUGAACAAUUCGUUUACAAUAAUGAUUUCCAUUUUCGUUAGCAUAAGCAUAAAUUUUCAUAAAUAAGUUUUAAAAAAUACACCUAUAACACUUUUUUGUAUGAUCAAGUAUAUUAUCUAUGUAUUACUAUACACAUUAACAUCAUGUGAGAAACACUGUAUCAAAAUUGAGACUUAUAUUUGCCCAGCUUAUAAAGCUUUAGCUUCUACUUCAAUAUUUAAUUUAUCGUAUGGUUGCACGGAAUUAUGAAAAAUAUCUACAGCAACGUAAAUCAACAGUAACAAGGUAAGUUUUGCAAAAAAUAUUGCUACUCUAUAUACUUUGAACAUUAAAAUAUUAAUAUAUAUGUAUAUUAAUUUUAA